Molecule: messenger RNA, 689 nt
Organism: Anopheles nili
Lineage: Eukaryota; Metazoa; Arthropoda; Insecta; Diptera; Culicidae
Exons: 3
Coding region: 42-683 (213 amino acids)
Source: RefSeq, a predicted model, not a curated record
UUGGUAAUAAAUGUUUUGAUUUGUGCAUAUUCACCAACAAAAUGGAUGAAAAACUGUGGGAUUUUGGUCAAAAAUUACCAUGUGAAAAUAAAUUUCAAGCUGUGCUAAAGGCAGGUCUUCUGAACAAAUCACUUAAAAAAUAUGGAGUUGAUAUCAUGAAACACAAUGCCAUGUGCAAAAAGUGUCAUAUUUCAUGGAUGUACGGAUACUUUUCGGUUAAAGUCAUACCGGGCUGCAAAAGGGUCAAAAAACAAAUAGAGAAAAUGGAGAAUCAAGCCGAUCUUACCAAACAGCAGCUGUCGUUAGUAAAAUAUCUUAAAACUCGCGUGGGGCGUGUAGCGAAAUAUACUUGCCAUAUUUGUUCCUACAUAACACGAGUACCAUUAGAUGCAAGAGUAAAAUGGCCAACGCGUGCCUCUCACGUUGAAGCCUUGAGUACAAGUACCCCGCAACAAUCUAGUAACGAAUGGUUAGAAGAGACACAAAAGAAACGAAACCGUCAUCGCAAGACGACUGCAGGAUUAAAAUUGCCCCCAAAGACGCAACAAGCGAGCUCCAUUUCCAAAAUGCCGGAAAAGAAACCCGCUAAAAAGUUUUCAGCGAACGAUUUUCGUCGAAUCCAGCAACUUCUCGCAUCUUCUGUAUCUUCUAAUCCUACCGUGAAGCCUAAUCAAAAACGGUAACCGAAG